This is a messenger RNA of Anopheles darlingi, 2703 nucleotides long. RefSeq lists its product as uncharacterized. The record is from RefSeq and is a predicted model, not a curated record. Bases 425 to 2011 code for a protein of 528 amino acids. NCBI's taxonomy places the organism in Eukaryota, Metazoa, Arthropoda, Insecta, Diptera, Culicidae. The transcript has 5 exons.
CGAGGCCGCCGGUUCAGUAAGAUUGCGCCGAUCGUGUGGAUUUUCGGGCCACUGCGUGAGCGUGUGUGCGUUAGCGCAGCAGCGUGGAGAGAAAAGGAUUCACCAAACCCACCCCGUCGUCGUCGUCGUCGUCGUUGUUGUUGUUUGUUUUGUGUUGUCGAUCGGGGUGUCGAUCGAGCUGUUCACCUUUUUGGCGAUCGCUCAGUGCCGCCACGGAUCGCGCCCCGUUCGGUUGUAGUGCGUGAACCGCAAAACGGGCGACCGAUGAUGCUGAGGUGUGGUUGAUCGAGAAAUCGAGCAUCGAGAAAGGCUGACGGUGACUGUGAUACUACUAGUGCUCGAUGAUACUAGUGUGGUGGAAGUCAAGUGGAAGUGUUGUCUAGAUAAGUAAUCCGCUGGCUGGUGACUUGCCAAAAAGUGAACAAUGAAUUCCGACAUGAGGACAUUCCGACUGCUGGCCCUGUGCGGUGUUGGUGCGCUAGUGCUCCUUACCACGGCGCUACUCGCCCCAGCGGAAGCCAACUUUAUCACUUACGUCGACGAUUCUGGCGAAAAUCUACCAGACGAUUACGUACUCGAUGAUGAGCGGCGAGUGAAGAAGGUACGGCCGCAGGAUUACAACGAAGCGCUCGAUCGGCUGAUCGCUAACGCGCUCAAUACGUCCGAACCGGCCAGGAACAGUACGGUGGCCCCCAAUGUGACGUACUCGAGCGUUCCGCCAAGUAUCGCCUGCAUCGGCGCCCGCAAGCCUCAGCAUAUACCGUCGAUGGGCCGGCUGACGGUGCGUAAAUGUUGCCCAAGGGGACAAUCGUUUCAUCGGCUCAGCAUCACCACCUGCCACCCGAUGGAUCCGUUCGAGCUCGGAUCUACCCGCUUUACGCUGCUGGCCCGCCAGCUCGAUUACUACGGAGCGGGAUGCCACGAGUAUGGCAAGUAUCUGCGCUACAACGUCACGAUCGAUAAGAAGUGUGUUGGUCAAAGGUUGAUAUUCAACGAUCGCGGCACACAGAUGAUGCUGAUCCAGAAUGGUUCGCUGGUGGUGACGCGCGGCGAUCGGAUCGAGUUCUACGAUGACUUCUGCGUCGAGGAAACCGGUAAUAUGGUUCUGGCGGCGCACAUCUGCGAGAUUGCAGCCCAGCAGGAGCUAUUCUCCGGUUGGCUCGCAACCGUGACGAUCGUCGUGGCGCUGGUCGCUUCGGCCGUGACGAUCCUGGCCUAUCUGUUCGAUCGUACCCUUCCUCACCGCUAUGGACCGUUGAUUGGAAGUCAUGCCGGAUUCCUUGCGUUGGCCAUCAUCGUCGAGCUGCUGCUAGUCACAUUCCGGGAAGAUGAUUAUCGACCGAUAGUGGAGGUACUGAUUGAGAUCUCGUACGCACUGUUCCUGCUGUUCUGUUCGAUCCUGUUCUUCUCCUCGGCCACCGGAACGACCAGCAUCAACUACCGGUUGCUGUUGGUCGUAGUGUUCUGUAUCUCCUUCUGCUCCUUCAUUGCCAUGGCCCUGACGUUCUACUUCGAGAGUGUCCUCUUCCUGACUGUUCUCGCCAGUCUCUCGGGAGCGCUAGCCAUUAGUGGUGCCAACGUGUACACAUCGUUCGGCCGGAACCAUCUCGGGUUUAACAGCAGUGAGAAUCCUUUCGAGAUGAUCAACGAGGGAAGUACGGCCAAGCGGAUGGACCAGCGAAGGGAACUGACACUCGUGUCAACGUUUGCGUGCGCUACACAGAUCAUCGUCUGGAUACCGUACUCGAUGAGCAAGUACUCGUUGCUCUCCGUCCUCGCCUGGAACGCCAUCAUCGUGUGCGUCGUGUUCGUUGGGUUGCGACGUCGCUCGAUUGGACUGUGUAACGUUGGCAAGCGUCUCAAAUCGAUGCAAUCCAACCAGCAACGUCCACCGCUGGCUGUCGGAAGUCCGUACUCCGAGCAGGUGAUGACCCACGAUACGCAAACUGUCCUACCAUCGCAGUUCCCCGACGAGGAUGCCGAGGGAGAAAAUGAAAUGCGCGUCGUGUGAGCCGCUUAUCGUCUGCCGUUCUUCUUCUCAUCUCAUCAACCGCCCUCAGUAUCGUCCUUUCGGCCUCCUUCUGUAGAUAGUGCAGCGGUUGCGAUUUGCGGUUUCGAUAGCAAAAUUCUUAAUUCAAGGUCACCGCUUUUUGGUGACCCGGCGUCAGCGACUCAAACGGCGCACGAAGGCACGGCCAGUGCUGUGUAGCUGCAUAGUGCACAAUACGAAUAAAGCGAUCUACAUUUAAAACGAUACAUACCGAAUCGAAGAGAUUUGCUCCGAUGAGACGAACGCAGAGGCAAGCAGUAGCCUCGCGCUAAUGCUGGAUGCUGGAGAACCGGUUUUUGGCCGGGUGCCGAAAGGGUAACCGGCACUCGCUGACCUUGAAGACAUUCGGAGGGGUUUGCGCAUCUCUUAUCUGAGAAAGUUUUUCGACGACACAUCGCCCGCGUACCUAGCGGAAUGUGGCCAGAAGUUUAGCGGCUUUGCAUAGAUUGGUAGAAGCCGGUGACCGGUUUUUGGUGGCGCAGAAUGAGACGAUAGACCACCAGUUAAGAAGCUGAUAAUGAUGAAUCCAGUUUCUUCAUCGUCGAACGACGUUCACUCUCCUAUCAAUGGGGGGGAUUUGUGGCUGUCUUGUAAUUUAUCGAGUCUAAUAAAAACCCGUUCGUCUAGUGACAGAUUCGUUUUGAUUUAUCGAU